Molecule: messenger RNA, 1897 nt
Organism: Echinops telfairi (small Madagascar hedgehog)
Lineage: Eukaryota; Metazoa; Chordata; Mammalia; Afrosoricida; Tenrecidae
Gene: RFT1
Product: RFT1 homolog
Exons: 13
Coding region: 20-1645 (541 amino acids)
Biological process (GO): glycolipid translocation; dolichol-linked oligosaccharide biosynthetic process
Cellular component (GO): endoplasmic reticulum membrane
Source: RefSeq, a predicted model, not a curated record
GCGUCCCGGCUCCCCGGCCAUGGGCAGCCAGGAGGUCCUGGGCCAGGCGGCCCGUCUGGCCUCCUCCGGCCUCCUCACGCAGGUGUUGUUUCGUGGUAUCACCUUUGUCCUGAAUGCGUUUAUACUUCGCUUCCUGUCGAAGGAGAUCGUUGGCAUCGUGAAUGUGAGGCUCACCCUGCUCUACUCCACCAUCAGCUUCCUGGCCCGCGAGGCCUUCCGCAGGGCCUGCCUGAGCGGGAGGAGCCAGCGGGACUGGCCCCAGACCCUGAACCUCCUGUGGCUCACAGUCCCUCUGGGUGGGUUCUGGUCGGUGCUCCUGGGCUGGGUCUGGCUCCACUGGCUCGAAGUGCCUGACCCCAGCGCCGUCCCCCACUACGGAACCGGCGUGGUGCUGUUCUCGCUUGCGGCUGUGGUGGAGCUUCUGGGAGAGCCCUUCUGGGUCCUGGCACAAGCACAUCUGUUCAUCAGGCUCAAGGUGACCGCGGAGAGCCUGGCCGUGAUCCUCAAGAGCACCCUGACGGCCUGCCUCGUGCUGUGCUGGCCCCACUGGGGGCUGUCCAUUUUCUCCUUGGCCCAGCUUUCCUAUGCUGUGGCGCUGCUGCUCUGCUACGUCAUUUACUUCGCAAAGUUACUGGGCUCCCCGGAAUCCGCCCGGCAGCACAACCUUCCGGUCUCCAGCAUGAUGGACGUGCUACCCAGUCUCACCGGAAGUGGAGCUUUUGUAAACUGGGACGAGGCCAAACUGACUUGGAGUUUUUUCCAACAGUCUUUCUUGAAGCAGAUUUUGACAGAAGGAGAGCGCUAUGUGAUGACCUUCUUGAACGUGUUGAGUUUUGGAGAUCAGGGUGUCUACGAUGUCGUGAACAACCUCGGCUCCCUUGUGGCCAGGUUGCUGUUCCAGCCGAUUGAGGAGAGCUUUUACGUGUUCUUUGCGAAGGUGCUGCAGAGGGAGAAGCGCGCCACACUUCAGAAGCAGGAGGACUUGGCUGUGGCUGCCAUGGUGCUGGAGUCCCUGCUCAAGCUGGCCCUGCUGGCCGGCCUGACCAUCACUGUGUUUGGCUUUGCCUACUCUCAGCUGGCUCUGGACAUGUACGGAGGGGCCAUGCUCAGCUCAGGAUCAGGUCCUGCCUUGCUGCGCUCCUACUGCGUGUACGUCCUCCUGCUUGCCAUCAACGGGGUGACCGAGUGUUUCACGUUUGCGGCCAUGAGCAAGGAGGAGGUGGACAGGUACAAUGUCAGGAUGCUGGCCCUGUCCUGCACUUUCCUGGUGUUCUCUUACCUCCUGACCCGCUGGUGCGGCAGCGUGGGCUUCAUCUGGGCCAACUGCUUGAACAUGGGCGCUCGGAUCGCACAGAGCCUCUCCUUCAUCCACCGCUACCACCGGCACAGCCCCCACAGGCCCCUGGCUGGACUCCUCCUGUCUCCCAUGCUGCUUGGCGCCUUUGCCCUCAGCGGGGGCAUUACUAGUGUCUCAGAGGUGUACCUCUGCUGUGAGCAGGGCUGGCCAGCCAGGCUGGCGCACGUGGCCGUGGGGGCCCUCUGCUUGGUGGUGACGCUCGGGAUGGCGUUCCUCACGGAGACCAGGCUGAUCCACUUUCUGAGGACUCAGCUAGGAGUGUGCAGACCCGCUGAGAAAGCCCGGUGACAGCUGGAAGCUCAGAUACCAGCGUGGGCCAGCCAUGAGGCUGCUGAGUGGGUAGAGCCCCGUGUCUGCCAAGCAGGGCCCUGCUGAGGGGCUGCAGAGUGAGGCCCACCCAGCCCAUCACGAGGCCUCCCUGCUGGCCCUCUGCAGUCUUACCCUUGAGCGAGAACUCUUAUUGACAUUCAGAAUGAGAAGCCAUUUUUAGAGAGAAGUAUUUUCAUAUCAUUUUUUAACAAGCACCUUUAUGCCUUAUUA